Molecule: messenger RNA, 5200 nt
Organism: Esox lucius (northern pike)
Lineage: Eukaryota; Metazoa; Chordata; Actinopteri; Esociformes; Esocidae
Gene: bmp10
Product: bone morphogenetic protein 10
Exons: 2
Coding region: 2047-3531 (494 amino acids)
Biological process (GO): SMAD protein signal transduction; BMP signaling pathway
Cellular component (GO): extracellular region
Molecular function (GO): growth factor activity; cytokine activity
Source: RefSeq, a predicted model, not a curated record
CUAGUUGUAAUAGAGUAGCCAUAUCAGCCCUGCAUGACACAUUAUGUGGGCUUACAAAGGGAUGUUUAAUUCCUGUUGGAAUGUCCAGCUGGCAUGUAUAUCUACAACAAUUGGAAUUUUCCUUUACCCAAGUUAUGCAUUCAGGCGAAGGUCAGAUAUGAACCAAGGGUUCCCAGCAUGUUCGGCAAAUGACCAAUUUUUGGGGGGGUAAACAGUUGUUAACAGAUAUUAAAGUUGAUUCUAAUCUAUCAAAUCAGGAAUCUGAAUUGAUUUAGUACAUGGACAUACCCAGAAGUUUACUUGAGGAAAGUGUUCUGCUAAUGGUUCAUAACAGUAUACGGAGAGAGUUCUAAAAGUGUUGUUCAACUGAAUGAAGAAUCUGGAGCUAGUGGCAGUAUCGGUGGUAUGUCAUUGAGGCAGAUCCGAGAUGACAAGGUGUUAUGAUGAUGAAGCAAUGAGUAUGUUUGGGAUCACUCAUCAUUAAAAUACCAUUCAUGCAUUUCGCUAAAAAGAUAGAUGAAGUGCGAGUUGAGGGAGAGACCAGGCAUGUCCCUUUAAAGAGGGGGUUAGUGUAGAUUACUUCUCUGGUUACUGGAAGUGUUCUAACUGGAGUCAUCCAGGUUCCAGUUGCAUUGUCACCUUUGACUCCAUAAUGUAUCCCUAAUCACAGUGGAAUGCAUAGAAGCAACUGCCCUUACAAAGCAUGGAGUAUGCCCUUGGAAAUCCCUGUCUUUCCUGCACUCCAUUUUGGGCUGUGGAAUCUGAAGUGAGGCUAACUUCAGGACUUGUGAAACACCAUACUGGUGGAUGUUUGGGGGCACAGGGCACACAGGGAACUGUACAUCCUGACUCCUGUGCAUUCAAUAGACGGAGGGGCCCCUCAGUCAGACAUUCAGAUAGAGAUAAUCCACUUCCAGCACUCAUGACGUCUGCAACGUGUUUGCCAACUAAAGGAGGAAGCCCACUUAAGUGUUGCAAAUGUCCGAAGUCAAGUGGAUAAUGAGAGGAUUAUGGGACAGUUCUGUUGUGUUGUAUAGUCUACUCUGUUUCCAUAAUGGACCAGGAAACUUUUCUCAAUCUUCUCUCAUAAUACAGCUUUUUCUCCAAAUGUUUUAAAUGAUUUUCAGGUUAUCAAGGAUUAUAACUGAUUUACAAAAUAGAACAUCCAUCAAAAUGUCAAUGAAAUGCAAGAUUGUCUGCGCAGGGCGGUUCUAAUUUGGUUCAGACUUCUCAUGUUGCAAGAAGUCUGUACGUUUUCAUCGCUGAUCAUUACAUCUCAUACCUCAUUACACUUUAAUUUCAGUUGGGAAGCCACUGUUCAACCGACAUAUCCUGUGGCAUUCAAAAAAAUCAACAAACCCUUCUUGGGUUUGUCAAAGUAGAAAUGUUAAAUGGAGCAAAAUCCUGUUUUAGCAGCUUUAACAUUUACAAACAAACAAAUUAAUCAGAUCAUCCCUGUCUAGUGCUCCAAAACAAAAUAUUGCUUUCACAAGGAAGAGGCUACAGAACAAUGUUUACAGAGUUCUCAUUAAGGAAGUAGUGAGAUAACACACUCACUCACACACACACACACACACAAACACACACAGGGACAUGCACUGAGAGCUUAUCAUAGAUAAGGGACAGAAAGAAAGCGAGAGAGAGGGAGAAGGAGAAAAAACUGAGGGAGAAACUGAGCAAAAGAACCCCAGAAGAGAUGCCUCCAUUGGACAAAGCAAAGCCACCCUCUGGUCGGAACUCUGACUCUUCUGAAAACAACAUCAAAAGGUGUGCAUGAGGAUAAAAGCUGUAAGAUCUGGAAUGAGAACAGCUUAUCAGGUUUCCAAGACACAAAAAGGGACGUACAGAACCCGGACCUCCUAACUGGUCAUCAAGGGUCAACCAGAGAAAACGCUGUUUGCUCAUUUUAAUCCUUCAUCAAGCGGAAUCGUACCAGCGGACCGUUGGACUAGCACCUUUGACAGAUCUGAUUCUGUUGAAUAUCAACAACAUUGAAUAGCCCCUGUGGAUAUAUCAUACAACACAGCAACAGUAGCACUACUCCCCAUGGCGGACACUGGACUCUCCAGGUUGGAGCUUCCCUCUUUCAUCAAGAUCCUCUUUCCACUGCUCCCCUUGUGGCUCCUGCUGUGGCCCCUGUCUGUGCAGGGCAGCCCAAUUUCCCUGGCCCCCGAGAGGCAUCGACCUGCUCCCGGUCUGGCGGAUGGCCACGGGGGCAUCAUAGACCCAUCUCUUUUGGAGCAGGACAGUGAAGGGAACAUGAAAAGCCUGCUGGAGAGCUUGAGAGACCAGUUUCUCCAGACCUUCAACCUGUCCGGCCCUCCAGCCCAACUGCCUGGCAGUGCCCGUGUGGAGCCACCUGAGUACAUGAUGGAGCUGUACAACCGCUUCGCCACCGACCACACUGCCAUGCCCACCGCCAACAUCAUCCGCAGCUUUAAAAACGAAGACUUGUCUCCAUGCAGUGUGGGUACAGGUGGGGAAAGACAGCACCCUCUGCUCUUCAACGUGUCCAUCCCUCACCACGAGCGCAUCACCGCUGCAGAGCUACGCCUCUACACCCUGGUCCAGACUGACCGCAACCUCUAUGCCGGGGUUGACCGCAAGGUUACCAUCUACGAGCUGGAGCGACAAGACAAAACAGAGGAGAACAACCGAACCGGGAAGGGCACUGAAGCAGGGGCGGCUGGAGGACGGGAAGAGUUAGUGGAGCUUGCAUCACGGCAGGUCUAUGGAACCGAUAAUGGCUGGGAAGCCUUUGACCUGAGCUCCGCUGUCCAACGCUGGCGCAAGUCAGAGUCUGGCACCACCCAUAGGCUGGAGGUUCACAUAGCCAGUCUGGGCUCUGAGGAGCAAGGAGGGCAGACACAACGGGAUGGAGAAGGCGAGGGGAGGAAGACAUUUAGGGGAAACAUGGACAUCGAUACCAGCCCCGAGGACAAACACAAACCCUUGAUGAUAAUCUUCUCAGACGACCAAAGUGGUGAUCACCGCGACGACAAGCGGGAGCUGAACGAAAUGAUUGGACACGAGACAUCGGCGGCAGUGCUUCAGGGUGACCUGACGAUGGGUCUGAACGGGCUUCGGGGCGAGCUAGGCCAGUCGGCGGGGGCGGACGAAGAGGAGGACGAGCAGGACGAAGAGGACCUGAUCCAGAUGCGCUCUAACCUGAUCUACGACACGGCCUCCAGGAUACGGCGCAACGUCAAGGGGAGCCAGUGUAAGAAACAGUCUCUGUAUGUGGAGUUUAAAGACAUCGGGUGGGACAGCUGGAUCCUGGCGCCUGCCGGGUAUGAAGCCUUUGAGUGCAGCGGCGUCUGCACAUAUCCACUGACCAAGCACGUGACUCCCACCAAGCACGCCAUUGUCCAGACGCUGGUGAGCAUGAAGAGCCCGCAGAGGGUGUCGAGGGCCUGCUGUGUGCCCACCAAGCUGGACCCCAUCUCCCUACUCUACCUAGAUGACACUGGAGUGGUCACCUACAAGUACAAGUUUGAGGGCAUGGUGGUGGCAGAGUGUGGCUGCAGAUAGCAACUCCACCCGAAAGGUCAUAUGGAGAGAGAGACGAUGGUGAAAAUUAGUGACAGGGCAUGGAUGGAACAGGGCAAAGACAAAGCAAGAUUUUUUUUAUUUUGAAAAACAGGGUGGUGUUUGAAUACAUUGACUUAACCGAGAAGAGAAACUAAGAAAAAGAAGAAAGGUUUGAUGACCCUGGACAGGGGAGAAUAGGACAGUUGUAUCUGCAGAUAUAACAUUUAUAUUUAAAUAAGAUUAAUAUCCUACAGUUUUUACACUGUAAAUGUAUAUUUUGUAUUUCAGGAAAAAUAUUUUAUUGUUGUACAGGACAACGUCUAUGAUACUCUUCAUUGUGAAAGUGAAACCCUUUGGAAGGAAUAAUGGAGCAAGGAGCAAAAAAGGUUUUAAGCUAAAUAAAACACGUGGAAAAGGUUUUUGUGGAAAAAGGAAUAGACCGUAAAAAAAUCAUUAUCCCUGGGAUAAUCCGAAGGAUUCUAGCAACCCCGCUCCCAGGCAUUAUGUACUGUCCAGUAGGCCUAGCUGGUGAAACCUCACAGGGAGCAUUUGCUCUCCUCCUCUGACAUUGAUCUCAUGUCUUCCUCCCCACUUAUCUCUGUUCCCCCCCGCUCCCUGGAUGCUGACACUAAUCCACUUCAUUUAGCUUCUCUCCCAAACAUUAACAGCAGCAGGCCUCCCAGUGGGAAACAAUCCAGACUUGACUGGUCCUGACUGGACAUGGAGGGGCUUGCCCCAACCACCUCCCCCGUCACUGAGGGCAGUGAGCUGAGGUCAGGGCAGAGGUCAGGGUGGGCUGGGUUAUCUCUCUAACCCAGAUGGGAUGCAAAAAGAGAAUCACAUGCCGUGCCAGCCGCUUUCUCCUACUCCGCACCGAUAAGGAGGUGUUGGCACUGAGAAACAUGCGCACUGCCACUCAGGACUGGAGGGCCGGACGCCAUUCCAAGCACUUUGAGAGGUGCCUGGGGAGUGGAGGGGAACAGAAGUGGGGGAGGAGGCCUGUCAAGAUUCCAUGGGUACUAAUAGAAAUACAAACUAUACUUGCUCAACUCACUGAUCUAACCCCAAUGUACCCCCCUCGAAAUGUCUCUCCAUGGCUCCAAUCUUCCCUCCAUCUUCCCUGUCCUCACUGCCCUUCACGAUGAAGGCAAACAUGGCCUUGCAUUUUGCCUGUUGUCAUAGACAGACUGAGAAAAUCAGUGAAAAGGAUGGCAAUUAAUGUCUCAAAGAACCCCUCGUUGAUCUUGUAAGAUUUCUUGUAAGAUAAUUCUCUGCUGCUUGGGUAAUGUGAAAGCCUAUUUAUUGAUUAAUUUAUUUAUUUUACUAUGACAGGUGAUUACGUAAAAUGUUAUAACAUGGAUAUACAGAAGAUAUAACACACAGUAAAUAACUUGACCAUAAUGCAGAAUAUGUCCUUAAUUUAUAAAUAUUUUGUGAAUAUUAUAUUUUGUUACAUUUUGUUGUGGAUGAUUUGUGAAUUCUGUUGUAAAAAACUGAAGCAGUGAAACUCUAGUCUUAGUGUGCAUAAAAGGCUUCACAAAUUAUUCUAUUUUCAUACAAAGAAGGCUUAAAAAAGAGUAUUGUAUAAAAUUAUCAUAGUUUCUGUAUUAUAACCCAUAAAAAUGUUUUUCCCUUGUCCAACAAUAAACAGCUUGCAAUGCUGAAAUAC